UCGAAAACUUUCACCAAAAGUCGUUGUGUACCUAUAAAAAAAAAAAUAUCUGGCAAAAGAGUGUCGAACUCAAAGGUUCCUCACAACAGCAACAACAAUGGCGAUCACCUCCAUCUCUCUUGCCAAAGCUUUCACCCUUCAUCAUUCACCAGCUUUUCCCCUUUCCUUAUUACACACCAACAACAAAACAUACAAACUCACUUACGGCGCCACGCCGGACAUAACCCGGCAAGAAAAGUUGCAUUUUCCGAGGAUGCGCAAGAUUGUAAUGACGCUGAAAGAAUCCCCUGCUGCAGCAAUGCAAGAGAAGCCCGCAAUGCCUAAUUCGACAGCUCUUGUAACCAUAAAGUUUAAGAAAGCAGGGAAUUUUGCGGAGCUUAUUAGUCGCGGCGUGAAGGCUGCAUUAGGACAGGAAGGUGUAAUUCUGCAGUUAGUGAGCAACGAAGUUGAUCCAAAAACAAUGAAGGCAAAGGUUAGCAAAGAAGUAGUAGUAAAAUGGUCGAAUAGCGAAAAGGUUGAAGGAAAAGGCGAAGGCGAUGAUUGUACUUACAAGGUGAAGUUUGAUAUUGAUCCCGACUUUGGUAUCCCGGGAGGUAUCCAAGUUCGGAGUCAAUGUGACGAAGAGUUCUUCCUAGUGAGUGCAUCGGUUGGAGAAGUUCAAUUCAUUUGCCGAUCAUGGGUGCAGCCGGAAAAGAUCAGCCCGGGGGCGAGGAUCUUCUUCAUUAACAAGGCAUAUCUACCUUCUCAGACUCCAUCGGGACUGAUCGAGCUCCGGCGGCGAGAACUUACCGAUUUAAAAGGCGACGGGAAGGGAUCACGGCUGCCAACUGACAGAAUAUACGACUACGACGUGUAUAAUGACCUUGGCAAGCCCGACGAAGGACCUGAUUUAGCAAGGCCUACUCUCGGUGGUAAUCCAAACUAUCCUUACCCGAGAAGGUGUCGAACAGGGCGCCCGCCAACAGCUACUGACAAGAAUGCCGAGAGUCCGCCAAGCGAUCUGCAUCCCUUGUACGUCCCUAGAGACGAAGAAUACGAAGAACAGAAACAGGAAUUCGUGUCGCAAGGACAGAUGAACCUGCUGCUCCGCAACAUAAUUCCUACUGUGAUAGCUCAAAUAUUCGGCGAGGAGAACUUCUACUUAGCAGUAGAAGUCGACAGCGAACAGGGACGAAGUAAGACCAAAAUAAAAGUCGCGUCGCUCGACAAAGUUUUGAAUGGAAAUCCAUUCUUGAAUAUUCUUCGUGGCGCUCAUGACAUAAUAGAGGGAUCCUUUAACUUGGAUCCUCCGAAGUACAUUUCAAAGGAGUUCGUGUGGGGAUUACCGGACGAUGAAUUUGGUCGACGAGUUCUUGCUGGAAGCAACCCUGUAAGCAUAGAGAAGCUGAAGAUUUUUCCUCCGGUAAGCAAACUCGAUUCUUCAAUCUACGGGCCGCAAGAAUCAGCAUUGAAAGAAGAACACAUAACAAGGUUUUUAGAAGGAAUGUCUGUGAAACAGGCGAUGGAUGCAGAUAAGCUGUUUAUAUUGAACUACCAUGACAUCUAUCUCCCAUUCGUGGAUCGAAUAAAUGCAAUCGAAGGGCGCAAGACGUAUGCGACAAGAACAAUUUUCUUCUUGACUUCAUUUGGAACUUUGAAGCCCAUUGCAAUCGAGCUUAGCCUCCCGGUGUCGGAUGAGAAAGUCUCGUGUAAAAGAGUUCUCACUCCUCCGACUAAUGGCGCCACCGACUGGCUAUGGGAACUCGGCAAAGAGCACGCCUGCACGAACGACGCAGCUGUCGACACCCUUGUUAAUCACUGGAUGAGGAUUCAUGCUUGUAUGGAGCCAUUCGUCGUAGCAGCUCAUCGACACCUAAGCGCGAUGCACCCGAUCUUCAAGCUGCUGCAUCCUCACACACGGUAUUUGAUUAGGACCAAUGCGUUCAAUCGAGAUGGCGUCAUCAACGCAGGUUCAGCUAUCGAGAACUUCAACGCUCCCGCCAAGUAUUGCAAGCAGCUUGGCUGUUCGGCGUAUAAAGAAUAUUGGAGGUUCGACUUGGAAGGCCUUCCGGAAGAUCUCAUUACAAGAGGAAUGGCAGUGCCUGACUCGACGCAGCCCCACGGACUAAAACUUACAAUCGAGGAUUACCCGUACGCGCAGGAUGGCCUCCUUAUAUGGUCAGCAAUCGAAAAUCUGGUGACAAAAUAUGUGAAUUACUACUAUCCAGAGGCAAAUCUUAUUCAGAAUGACACAGAAUUACAAGCUUGGUACAAUGAGGCAGUCGAAACAGGUCAUGCCGAUCGCGCGCAAGCGAAUUGGUGGCCUAACCUCUCGACACAGAGCGAUCUCAUCGGCAUUCUGACAACUAUCAUAUGGAAAGUAACAGGACAGCAUGCUGUCCACAACUUCGGCGCAUAUCCUUACGGUGGCUACUUCCCUGCUCGGCCUCCAUUUAUGAGAAAAUUUCUCCCCUCUGAGCAAGAUCCUGACUAUGAUCGCUUUCUUGCGAAUCCUCGCGAGUAUUUCCUGUCGUCGAUUCCGAGUUUUAUUCAGGCAACACAGUAUGCAUCUGUUCUCGAUACAGGCUCGGCUCAUUCUCCGGAUGAAGAAUACAUUGGAGAGAGGAAAGACCUGUCGAGUUGGGGCGGGGUGCCGGAGAUUUUAGAGGCGUUCGGCAAAUUCUCCAUGGAUAUGAAAUCGAUUGAGGAGGAGAUUGUUCGAAGGAACUCGGAUUCGGGACUGAGAAACAGGUGUGGAGGUGGAGCAUCCCCUUUUGAACUGCUGAUUCCGAGCUCGGAAUCGGGGACGACGAGUAGAGGUGUACCUAACAGUGUAACAUUAUGACAAGAAUUUGAGUGUGUUCAACGAUUUAAAUGGACAAUCGGUGUGUUUAAAUCAUGUUAUAUAGAGGAAAUAAGUCUCCGGGCAUGGAACAUGUAUUGCGAUACACAUUUUACGAAGAGUGUGGAGAAUUUGUGAAACAAAACCACAAUGAUCUAUAUAUUUGAAGCGGUCAAAUCAAGUAUUUUCAUUAGUAUCUUUCUAUGAAUUUGAGAGAGAAUACAUCGAAAAUGUAUAGAUGUCAAAAGCAAAAGCAAAACCUUAGUGCACGUGCCCCAGAAAUUGUACGGACAUAUUCCGUAAGGGAUGGCGUGGAGAUGGACGUGACAGUAAAAUUAUGGGUUGAAAUUCUGAUGCUUUUAGAUUUUGCUUAGCACA
This is a messenger RNA of Andrographis paniculata, 3199 nucleotides long. Its product is annotated as linoleate 13S-lipoxygenase 3-1, chloroplastic-like. Bases 98 to 2824 code for a protein of 908 amino acids. Gene Ontology annotation, biological process: lipid oxidation. The record is from RefSeq and is a predicted model, not a curated record. NCBI's taxonomy places the organism in Eukaryota, Viridiplantae, Streptophyta, Magnoliopsida, Lamiales, Acanthaceae. Gene Ontology annotation, molecular function: metal ion binding; oxidoreductase activity, acting on single donors with incorporation of molecular oxygen, incorporation of two atoms of oxygen; protein binding. The transcript is spliced from 9 exons.